Messenger RNA from Fraxinus pennsylvanica, 543 nucleotides. Lineage: Eukaryota; Viridiplantae; Streptophyta; Magnoliopsida; Lamiales; Oleaceae. The record is from the annotation of a GenBank genome assembly.
AUGAAGCAAUUCACAUUUCUUGAUAAAGCACAGGAGACUGCUAGGAAUGAAUUAUGUAUUUUUGAUGGUUACUUUUUGUGGUGGGAGAGAAAAUUUUGGAUUCCAUUGAAGUCUCUCUCUGUUGCUGUAAGAAAAAAAAUGGCGACAGAUCCGAAAGUUCACGCAUUUGAGGAUGUUGCGAAGCACAACAAAACCAAAGAUUGCUGGCUAAUCAUUAGUGGGAAGGUAUAUGAUGUGACCCCAUUCAUGGAUGAUCAUCCUGGAGGUGAUGAAGUUUUGCUCUCGGCAACUGGAAAAGAUGCAACCAAUGACUUUGAGGAUGUCGGCCACAGUGAUUCUGCUAGAGAGAUGAUGGACAAAUAUUACAUUGGGGAGAUAGACAUGUCAACAGUUCCCCUGAAAUGCACUUACGUUCCACCACAACAAGCCCAAUAUAAUCCAGACAAGACUCCUGAGUUUGUGAUCAAGAUUUUGCAGUUUCUUGUACCUCUCUUGAUCUUAGGGUUGGCCUUUGCUGUCCGACACUAUACAAAGGAGAAAUGA